AUUCUCCUAAUUCUAUGGAUGCGGGGUGUCGGACAUUAAAUUUCGUGCGAGACAAUAACAUUCCCUGAGCAUUGCGAAUUAAGCAGAAUCUUCUGUUAUCUUUCGUCACGUAGCACAUAAUUAGGUUAGUUUAGGAAUGUUUUCUCGUUCACCAUGGAGGUACUACGCAUGAUAGUCUACGAAAAUCUCUCUUCAUGCAUCUUCGUCUCCCUACUAUUCGCCGGUAUGCUCACAUGGCCGCAUCUCGUCGACGAAAUCAAACUGCGGAGGUAUCCCCUCGUCGGAAAGGAACGCAGCCGCGCGGAAAGAGUCAAGACAUACAUUUUGUCAGCAUACUCUGCUUACGAGGAGGGUCGUCGAGAAUACGAGGACAAGUUCCAUCGCAUGACCACAAUCGACGGAGACCAUGUCAUCGUACCGAAUAAAUACCUGGACGAGUUACGGCAACGUCCUGAUUCUGAAAUCGACUCCCAACACCCCUUUAAUAGAAUCUUCGAAAACCAGUACACCGGCGUGUUCCCCACUAGGUCUAACACCGAGCUUGUCAACCAGGUCGUCAAGGCGGAACUCACUCGUUCUUUGGCCCGAAUCAACCCCCGCCUCUCAACAGAAGUCGAGAGAACCGUCCGAGAAGAACUCCCGCCGUGCGACGAUUGGACCGGCGUCAACGUGAGCAACGCCCUAAUGCAAAUCGUCGCCAUUGUAUCAGGUCACAUAUUUCUCGGCCCGGAACUAUGCCGCAGUCCUGACUAUCUCCGCUCCGCCGUCGACUAUACCGUGUACAUCGCCACAGCGGCCAACCUACUAAAAUCGUGGCCAAGCUGGAUGAGAGGCAUCAUUUUCCUCAUUCGACCUGAAUUCAGGAGGCUGCGCCAGCUGCGGCGGGAUAUGAAGCUUUUCCUCAAGCCGCUUAUUGAGGAAAGAAGGACAAAGAUCCGGAACGGGGAACAGUUAUCUGAUGACAUGCUUUCGUGGAUGUUGGUCAAAACCGAGGCCAAGGGAAUGAGGGAUUUAACGCAUUUGACUAAUAUGCAGUUGUUACUGACUAUGGCAGCUAUUCAUACGACGACGUUUACUGCCGCGCGGAUUCUAUACGAUCUAGCUGCACAUCCCGAGACAGUCAAGGACCUACGACACGAGAUCCGAACCGUGCUAGAUCAGAACGACGGCGUCAUGACGACAAAGGCGCUGUUUGAUCUGAAGCUCAUGGACAGCGUUAUGCGUGAGUCGCAGCGACUGAAUCCAGCAUUCUCAGAUGGAUUCCGCCGGUACACAUUUAAGCGCAUCAUGCUGAAAGACGGGACGUGCAUACCAGCCAAUUGCUUCAUAGAAGCUGCCAACGGACCUGUGCUGCGCGACGCGGCCUUUUAUCCAGAUCCAGACAAAUUCCUCCCCACCCGCUUCCUCAGUCUCCGCACCAAUCCCACGACGCCCGACCCCAUCGGAUACAAGAACAGGGAGCAGUAUCAAUUCGUCAGCGUGACGAAAGAAAACAUGAGUUUCGGCUUUGGACGACACGCGUGUCCGGGUAGGUUCUUCGCAGCCAACGAGAUCAAGCUGAUCCUUGCGCGGAUGCUGCUCGAGUACGAUGUGCGGAUGCCUGACGGCGUAGAGGGACCGUAUGAGAAUUUUCAUUUUGGGGCGGUGAAUGGGGUUGAUGGGACGAAGGAGAUAAUGAUGCGGACAGUGAAGAGAUAGAGCGUUCAGAUAUUUGGUCGUGUUUACCAUGGUCAUACAACUGAAAUCCAGGGGCUGUGACAAUUCAAUCA
Pseudomassariella vexata is the source of this 1769-nucleotide messenger RNA. RefSeq names its product ent-kaurene oxidase. The transcript is spliced from 7 exons. Gene Ontology annotation, molecular function: iron ion binding; heme binding; monooxygenase activity. NCBI's taxonomy places the organism in Eukaryota, Fungi, Ascomycota, Sordariomycetes, Amphisphaeriales, Pseudomassariaceae. The coding region runs from base 154 to 1698 and encodes 514 amino acids. The record is from RefSeq and is a predicted model, not a curated record.